AUUGCGAUUGAUAUACUCUUUGGCGAUUGAUUGUGACUUGUAAUAUUAAUAAAAAAAGAAUUGGCAGGGACGCCUUAUAACCUUUAUCUUCUUCAUUUAUAAUUUAAUUAAUCAUAUAUGAUAUUUGAAUAUAAAAAGCAAUAAAGUCGUCAUAAUGACUUUUUUUCAUAACAUAAAUUUGUCAUUUAUUGUCACGAGUUUAUUAUUGUGUUUGAUUUUGUGCACUAACAAUUACGUUAGGGCAAAAGAUAACGAUGCAGAAAGUAUUAGUAAAAUUGGGCAAGGAGUUGGGCAUAUUAUGAAUAUUUAUUACUGUUACUCUUGUGGCUACAGAAAAGUAUUUGAAGAUUAUGCCGGAAUUAUUCAACAAAAGUACCCAGAGAUAUCUGUUAUUGGAGCAAACUAUGAUCCUCCUGGUCUAAACAUGUAUCUUUCCAGAAUGAUUGGAUUUGGAAAAAUGAUUUUGAUUAUGUGCAUUUUAAGUGGUGUCAACAUUUUUGCUUGGUUGAAUAAACCUCAACCAGCUUGGUGGAGUUGGUGCCUUGAAAACAAGUUAUAUGCCUGUAUGAUGAUGUUCUUCUUAGCUAACAUGAUUGAAGGUCAGUUAGUCUCUUCAGGUGCAUUUGAAAUUUCACUUAACAACAUUCCAUUAUGGUCGAAACUGGAAACUGGAAGAAUUCCACAGCCACCAGAGUUAUUUCAGAUAAUUGAUAAUACUUUACAAUUCUCCAAAAUGGAUAUGCCCAACAGUAACUUUGUCUAAAAUAAAAUUUAAUAUUGUUGAAAACUCAAUAUUGUCUUAAGAUUUAUUGAUAGGUAUGUUGUUUGUGUAAUAAAUAUAAAGCAUUUGUAAAAUUAUCAAAACGCGCAUUUUAAUACUUGAUAUAGUAUUAGUGUUGAUAAGGGUGAUUGGAAAUAUAUGUAUUUUGAAUACCAUCUAUUAGGUAACAAUGUAUUUUAACUGUAUUAAGAAAAAUAUUGUCACGUAAUUGUGUUCAAAUCUAAAUGUAUAUCAAUAGAUAUUACAGUUAAACUUAAAAAAAUAUUUUCAGUUUACUGACAGAUAUUUUUUGAAAUAUAUGUAAAUGUUAAUUGUCAUUAUAUCACAAGAUAAAUAUUGAGAUAAAAAUAAAUAAAAAUCAUCUCUAUAUUUAAUAUAUUUGUCUGUAUAGUUAGGUCCUACUUAAUCCAACAAAUACCCACUUAACAAUGUUAUCUGUAAUAAAUAAAAGAGUUUAAUGUUAUUUCUAUACAUUGUCUGAUGAAACACGUUUAUAUUUACGGAUGUGAUGUGAUGAACUGUUUAUCUUUUUCUUUUGUAGUUGUGGGGUAAUGAUAAAUAAAUAAGUCAUGAGUAUCUUAA
Melitaea cinxia (Glanville fritillary) is the source of this 1363-nucleotide messenger RNA. It is a transcript of the gene SelT, whose product is annotated as thioredoxin reductase-like selenoprotein T homolog CG3887. NCBI's taxonomy places the organism in Eukaryota, Metazoa, Arthropoda, Insecta, Lepidoptera, Nymphalidae. Bases 155 to 763 code for a protein of 202 amino acids. Gene Ontology annotation, biological process: cell redox homeostasis. The transcript has 3 exons. Gene Ontology annotation, cellular component: endoplasmic reticulum membrane. Gene Ontology annotation, molecular function: thioredoxin-disulfide reductase (NADPH) activity. The record is from RefSeq and is a predicted model, not a curated record.